AUGGACUCCACAAACACUACGGAGCUUGCCACUCCCCCCUCUGGCACCACCCCCACCACCCCUAAACACGUCACGACGCCGACCACAAUGACCACAACCACACGCCUCCCCACGGGCGUCUACGUGCCCAUGCUCGCCUUCUUCACGCCCUCAGACACCAUCGACGUGCCAGCGACGCAGCGGCACGCGGCGCGGCUCCUCGCCGCCGGCGUGGCGGGCCUGGUGGUGCACGGAUCCAACGGCGAGGCGGCGCACCUGAGCCGGGAGGAGCGGUGCGUGGGCGUGCGGGCCGUGGCCGACGCGGCGCGGCACGCUGCCGACAAGCCGGGCCGCGUCCCCGUCAUCGCGGGGUGCGGCGCCCAGUCGGUGCGCGAGACGGUCGAGCUGUGCGCCGAGGCGCGCGGCGCCGGCGCCACGCACGCCCUCGUCCUGCCGCCGGGGUACUACGCCGGGCUGCUGGGCCCCGCGGGGCUCGUCGACUUCUUCGCCGAGGUGGCUGACCGGAGCCCGCUGCCCGUGCUGGUGUACAACUUCCCCGCGGCCGCGCACGGCGUCGACCUGGACAGCGACGUGCUGCUGAGGAUCGCGGCGCACCCCAACGUGGUCGGCGUCAAGCUGACGUGUGGCAACACGGGCAAGCUGGCGCGCGUGGCGGCCGAGGCGCCCAAGGUGCGCGGCGGGAGGGACGACUUCUUCGUCGCCGGCGGCAGCGCCGACUUCCUGCUGCAGGGCAUGGUGGUGGGCGGGCACGGCACCAUCGCCGGGUUCGCGAACCUGGCGCCGCGGGCGUGCGUGCGCAUCGUCGAGCUGUUCGAGCAGGGCCGGUUCGCCGAGGCCCGCGAGCUGCAGGCCGAGGUCGCCCGGGCGGACUGGCUGGCCAUCCGCUACGGGUUUGUCGGCGUCAAGGCCGCCAUGCCCAUGUUCCACGGCGAGGGCGAGCGGGCGUCCUGCGCGCCCAGGAGCCCACUCAAGAGGCUGCCGCGGGGCGGCAAGGCCGAGGAGGAGAUCCGGGAGGGCAUGGCUGGCGUGAUGGCGAUAGAGGCCGAGUUGGCAAAGAUGGAAGGAAGUGGGGUCGCGAGGUAA
Messenger RNA from Phialemonium atrogriseum, 1083 nucleotides. Its product is annotated as aldolase. Gene Ontology annotation, molecular function: 4-hydroxy-tetrahydrodipicolinate synthase activity. Lineage: Eukaryota; Fungi; Ascomycota; Sordariomycetes; Cephalothecales; Cephalothecaceae. The transcript has a single exon. The record is from RefSeq and is a predicted model, not a curated record. Bases 1 to 1083 code for a protein of 360 amino acids.